UGCCAGUUGUUCGCUUCCCGUUGCCGUGUCAAGUUCUCGCUCGCGAAUGUUUUUCUUUCGUCGCCCGAAUGUCAAACCAGCGCCACGCCCCUCGCGUGCUCCAUCCUUUGCGCUGCCCAAGCGACGUGCUCCUGUGCUCCUGACACCCUCCCAUCAGCAUGAUCAGCUGCCCUUCCUAUCGAGAUCUCGCUUCAGCGCCUUGCCACACUUUCGUGCCCAUGGCGAGGAACCCGAGAGUCUCUCGCUCUUCAUUGCCAUUCUCUAUGUCGUGGAUUUGUUUGGCAUCUUUCCGUUUCUAACGCUGCCCGCGCUGCUGGUUCGGCUCGGUUACUUUGGUGUCCUGCUCGUACUCUCUAUCAUCUUCCUCCAGAUGUAUACUUCGUUUUUGCUGGCCCAAUGCUGGACCAUGGCCGAGUAUCUGGAUCCCUCCAUCAUGCAGAAGCGCAAUUAUCCCUACGCUGCUUUGGCUGAACUCGCCUUUGGCCCUUAUGUCAGUCUGUUGGUUUCCAUUCUACUCGAUCUCAGCAUCUUUGCCUUGGCUGUGCCCAGCAUUGUCAUGGCAGCUGAGAAUCUGGAAGCUGUGGUGCUUCGCAUGAGUGCGGGGCAUUAUAACUUCUCCUAUUGCUACUGGGCCAUCAUUGUGGGCCUCGUCAUCUGUCCGCUCAUGUGGCUGGGCAGUCCCAAGCACAUGCGAGGUCUGGCCAUUAUUGCCGUGUGUGGAUUGAUCAUCAUUGUGGCACUGCUUUGGUAUUGCCUCCUGGAUGCAGCUGCCAUUGGAGAACCUUUUGAAGGAGUAUCGAUGGAGUUGCCCGGUUUCCUGACCGUUCUCAACAGCUACAGCAUUCUGGCCUUCCAGUUUGAUAUUCAUCCCGUGCUGCUCACUUUACAGAUUGACAUGAAGCGCAAGCAUCAAGUUUCCUGGGCAGCUCUUGGAGGCAUUGCCAUCACUUGCAGUGUGGCCAUCAUUGGUUCGGUGAUUGCCGCCUACAAGUUUGGCUCCAUGGUGGCCAGUAAUCUGCUCCACUCGCUGCCCACCAGCGUGCCCUUCUAUGUGAUGUUGAUUCUGAUGUCGCUGCAGCUUUGCUUCUCUGUCACUGUGGCCAGCUCAGCCAUGUUUCUGCAGAUUGAGAAUUACUUCAAGUUGCCAGAAACACUCUCCUGCAAGCGUGUUCUGAUACGCUCCUGUGUGCUGGCCUUGGAGGUGCUUGUGGCUGAGUUUGUGCCCAGCUUCGAUGCACUGAUGGAUGUGGUUGGAGGCACCAUCACAGGACCCUUGGUCUUCAUACUUCCUCCUCUCCUUUAUCGUCGUAUACGUCGCAUGGAGUUGGUGCAUCAACGAAUUGCCGCAGAGGCAAGUUACGGCAGCUUGCCGCUAGAUCUGAACUACGAUCCUGUGGAGCUGGAAAUGGAGCCACUGCUGGUCACCACAAAGCCGCACACGCCGCGUGGUUUGUGGCUGCGUGUGGUGCGCGUGUUGCAUCGCCUUGAGUGUGAUGUUUCGUGUACGAUGGCGGUGCUAAUCUUUGGACUGUUGGCCACAUUUUUGUCUACCUACUUGAAUCUGUUUACCAUCGGUGAUCUGUUCAAGAACAAUUCACCGUGCUUGGGUAAUCUGAGUGUGCAUUAGCUAAGCUUUUAAGCUGCGAAUAUCUAUAAAUAUCAAUCAACAUUAAGAUCGUCGUCAUCAUCAGCUCAUCAUCAGCUCGGCAGCAGAAGCAGCAAAGUUGAUUCGCAGUUAGUUCUAUUUCCGUCCUUCGACAAGUUCAGACACCUCAAUUGAUGCAAUAUUUGCUUAAUUAAAGUGUUUUGUAUAACAUAAACUACAAAUUUAAUAAAUUUAUUAUGUGUAUGAUAUGAAGAUACGCAAAUGUGUUGACUCCCCACCAAGUCUCACAGUAUGUCUUUAAUUAGUU
Molecule: messenger RNA, 1913 nt
Organism: Drosophila albomicans
Lineage: Eukaryota; Metazoa; Arthropoda; Insecta; Diptera; Drosophilidae
Gene: mah
Exons: 5
Coding region: 47-1627 (526 amino acids)
Source: RefSeq, a predicted model, not a curated record